CAACGCUACCCGCAAUGUCCUCCCACACACACAACUCCUCCACCACCAACAUCGUCGGCAUACACUACCGCGUCGGCAAGAAGAUCGGCGAGGGCUCCUUUGGCGUCAUCUUCGAGGGGACGAACUUGCUCAAUUCCCAAAGCGUCGCCAUCAAGUUUGAACCGCGCAAGGCAGAGGCUCCCCAGCUCCGUGAUGAGUGUCGCUCCUACCGCAUCCUCUCCGGCUGCACCGGCAUCCCACAGAUAUACCACUUUGGACAGGAAGGCUUGCACAACAUCCUCGUCAUUGAUCUCUUGGGGCCCAGUCUCGAGGACCUCUUCGACAUGUGUGGUCGCAAAUUCACGAUCAAGACCGUCUGCAUGGCCGCCCGCCAGAUGCUGUCCCGUGUGCAAACCAUCCACGAGAAGAACCUCAUAUACCGCGAUAUCAAACCCGACAACUUUCUCAUUGGACGACCAGGAACAAAGAACUCAAAUGUGGUGCACGUCGUCGACUUUGGCAUGGCGAAGCAGUACCGGGAUCCCAAGACGAAGCAGCACAUUCCCUACCGAGAACGAAAGAGCCUGAGCGGAACCGCGCGCUACAUGAGCAUCAACACCCACCUAGGCAGAGAACAGUCAAGGCGGGACGACCUCGAAUCGCUCGGGCACGUCUUCAUGUACUUCUUGCGCGGAAGCCUGCCAUGGCAGGGCCUCAAGGCCGCGACGAACAAACAGAAGUACGAGAAGAUCGGGGAGAAAAAGCAGACGACGCCGAUCAAGGAGCUCUGUGACGGCUUCCCUGAGGAAUUCGGCAUCUACCUGAACUACGUCCGGAAGCUUGGCUUCGAGGAGACGCCCGACUAUGAGUUUUUGCGCGAGCUGUUCGCCAAGGUAAUGAAGAACAACAACGACAUCGAUGACGGCGUAUACGACUGGAACCUGUUAAAUGACUAA
Messenger RNA from Heterobasidion irregulare TC 32-1, 935 nucleotides. RefSeq lists its product as uncharacterized. The record is from RefSeq and is a predicted model, not a curated record. Gene Ontology annotation, cellular component: cytoplasm; nucleus. The transcript is spliced from 9 exons. Lineage: Eukaryota; Fungi; Basidiomycota; Agaricomycetes; Russulales; Bondarzewiaceae. The coding region runs from base 15 to 935 and encodes 306 amino acids. Gene Ontology annotation, biological process: signal transduction; peptidyl-serine phosphorylation; endocytosis. Gene Ontology annotation, molecular function: ATP binding; protein serine/threonine kinase activity.